GAAGAUCUACAGUUCAAAGCCAUCCUCCCCUACACCGCAAGUUCGAGGCUAGCCUUGGGCUACAGGAGACUCUGUAUCAGGAAAAAAAAUUGUUAAAACAGCAGCGGAAGGAGAAGCAGCUGGUUCUUAGGAAGGCACGCACUUGCUCCUAAGCAUUUAGAUUCCGAAGCGUUUUCAAAGCUGGUUACAGUCCUUACCACAGCACACCCUUGUGAGGAGCGGUUGUGCGAUCAGAUCGAUCUAAGAUGGCGACUGUGGAACCGGAAACCACCCCUACUACUAAUCCCCCACCUGUGGAAGAGGAAAAAACAGAAUCUAAUCAGGAGGUUGCCAACCCAGAGCACUAUAUUAAACACCCUCUACAAAACAGGUGGGCACUCUGGUUUUUUAAAAAUGAUAAAAGCAAAACUUGGCAAGCAAACCUUCGAUUGAUCUCUAAGUUUGAUACUGUUGAAGACUUUUGGGCUCUAUACAACCAUAUCCAGUUGUCUAGUAAUUUAAUGCCUGGCUGUGACUACUCACUUUUUAAGGAUGGUAUUGAGCCGAUGUGGGAAGAUGAGAAAAACAAGCGGGGAGGACGAUGGCUAAUUACAUUGAACAAACAGCAGAGACGAAGUGACCUCGAUCGCUUUUGGCUAGAGACACUGCUGUGCCUUAUUGGAGAAUCUUUUGAUGACUACAGCGAUGAUGUAUGUGGAGCUGUUGUUAAUGUUAGAGCUAAAGGUGAUAAGAUAGCAAUAUGGACUACUGAAUGUGAAAACAGAGACGCAGUCACACACAUAGGGAGGGUAUACAAGGAAAGGUUAGGACUUCCUCCAAAGAUAGUGAUUGGUUAUCAGUCCCACGCAGAUACAGCUACGAAGAGCGGCUCCACCACUAAAAAUAGGUUUGUUGUUUAAGAAGACACCUGAGUGUUCUCACAGGAGACUGCGUCACGCAAUCGAGAUUGGGAGCUGAACCAAAGCCUCAUCCAAGCAGAGUGGACUGCACUGAAGUUUGAUUCCAUCUAAAUGUUGCUAAGAUAUAAGAGAAGUCUCAUUCGCCUUUGUCUUGUACCUCUGUUCAUUUCUCCCCCUCCCCCUGCCCCCAGUUUUUGCUAAUAUGUCCACUAUCCCAAUCAAAGAAUUACAGUAUACGUCACCCCAGAACUGGCAGAUGUGAUCCUGGCCACACUGUAACAGCUGGUUAGAAUUGCCAUGAUACACACACUUGCCUUUCCACAGUAUUCGAAAAAGAACUUGCAUUUCUGUUACCUUAGCAGGAAAAGAUCUGUUUCUGUUCCACUCCGUGCAGGAGCGUGUUUUGCUGGUGAGAGUCUGACUACAGUUUUCUAGCAACCUCGUUUCCUUUCCCAGCAUUCUCCUUGCUGUCCUCUUGCUGAUGGCUGCUAGAGUUUAAUUUAUUUGCUUCCCUCCUUGAUAACAUUAGUGAUUCUGAUUUCAGUUUUUCAUUUGUUUUGCUUUUGUUUUUUUCCUCAUGUAACAUUGGUGAAGGAUCCAGGAAUAUGACAGAAAGGUGGAAUAAACAUUAAAUUUGUGCA
Molecule: messenger RNA, 1540 nt
Organism: Peromyscus eremicus (cactus mouse)
Lineage: Eukaryota; Metazoa; Chordata; Mammalia; Rodentia; Cricetidae
Gene: Eif4e
Product: eukaryotic translation initiation factor 4E
Exons: 8
Coding region: 246-899 (217 amino acids)
Biological process (GO): translational initiation
Cellular component (GO): eukaryotic translation initiation factor 4F complex; cytoplasm
Molecular function (GO): translation initiation factor activity; RNA 7-methylguanosine cap binding
Source: RefSeq, a predicted model, not a curated record